Messenger RNA from Copidosoma floridanum, 2282 nucleotides. RefSeq names its product protein MEMO1. Lineage: Eukaryota; Metazoa; Arthropoda; Insecta; Hymenoptera; Encyrtidae. The record is from RefSeq and is a predicted model, not a curated record.
ACUGUGGUGUCAGUGGUGUGGCUAGUAACUAUCAUGGACAGUUUUGUUGCAUAAUUGAAUUGCUUUUACUUUGUUACUGCAAAUGCAAAUUUGCCUACAGUCUUCAAAUUUUCACCAAAGUUUAGGUCCACGAUUUAGUAAGCAUCCUUAAAGUAAUUGUCUCUAUCUGUUGCUACAAUGGCACCCACGAGAAGAGCUAGCCACGCUGGUAGCUGGUACACGGAGAACGGUUUUGAGCUUAAUAAACAAUUGAAUAACUGGCUAAGUGCUGCUGACUUGACUCAUGGACCAGCUAGAGCUAUUAUCUCACCUCAUGCUGGUUACAGUUAUUGUGGAGCCUGUGCAGCCUUUGCAUAUCGCCAAAUUAGUCCUGUGGUGGUCCGCAAGAUAUUCAUUUUAGGUCCAUCCCAUAAUGUGAGAUUGCCAGGCUGUGCCCUUUCAACUGCUACGGUCUACAAAACACCGUUGUACGACCUUCAAAUUGAUCAGCAAAUUAAAAAGGAACUUGUAGAUACUGGACAUUUUGAUUGGAUGGAUAUGGAUACUGACGAAGAGGAGCAUAGUAUAGAAAUGCAACUGCCAUAUAUCGCUAAAGUGAUGGAAGACUUUAAAGAUUCAUUCACUAUAACCCCAAUUCUUGUUGGAUCUCUCACACCUGAACGUGAAGCUAUGUAUGGGAAACUUUUAGCUCCAUAUUUAGCUGAUCCUCAGACUUUAUUCGUUAUAUCUUCUGACUUCUGUCACUGGGGUCAACGGUUUCGUUACACCUAUUAUGACAAGUCAUGUGGUGCUAUUCAUAAGUCUAUAAAGAAUCUUGAUCAAACGGGCAUGGAUAUAAUUGAAAAGCUAAAUCCUCCGCUUUUUACUGAUUAUUUAAGAAAGUAUGCAAAUACUAUUUGCGGUAGACAUCCAAUUGGGGUUUUACUACAGGCAGUUCAAAGUUUAAGAGAGACUAGUAAUGGACAACGAAUGUCUCUGAAAUUUUUGAAAUAUGCUCAAAGUAGCCAGUGCAAUAGCAUGAGUGAUAGUUCUGUCAGCUAUGCAAGUGCAUCACUUACUUUCGAGUGAUAAAGCCCGACAAAUCUUCUUCUAGAAAAGACAAAAGAACGUUUAACGCGUUAAAAUUAUUAGGUCAAUUGAAUAAAAAAAUAUGUAUCGGCAAAGAAGGCAGCAAGAAAUGUUAUCCUCUCUUCUGUGUUUUUUGGUAAAUAUUUAAGUGUCGUUUUCAAACACUGUUGGAAAAAUUUUAAUCAGGCAAAUUACCAGAAAAGGCCUCUUCCAAAUGGUAUACAAGCGUUCUACCAUACUUACAGACAUACUUAAACCGACAAUUAUUUUCAUAUUAUUCGUCUAAUAGAAGCGUGGUAAGCUACAAAAUAACGAAGCUUGUGUUCUUCGAAUUUGAAACAAAGAAGUUGUCCAGAAAAUUCGCUAAACAUCGAUAAAUAACUUGAAAGUAACGAUAAACAUGCUUUUGACUUGCAUAAAAAUUAUUUAAUCCAUGCUUUAAAAUAAUAAGAAGGAAGGUGCCUUUAAUUAGCUGUGUUAUAUCACGUUUCUAACAGACUAAUUUUUAGGAUCACAAUUUUUACAUAUAUUAAAAUGUAAUGCGUCUAUUCAAAUUUGAACAAGUAAAAAAUAUACAUUCAUUUGAGACGGACUUUUGUCAAAUAUGCUUAAAUGUAUUGAAGAAUGAAGCUAAGCACGAGAUCAACGAUUAAAAAGUGAGAUAUCUUUUUAGUUAAUCAUUUACACAUUAAAUGCGAAAAAAUCAUAAGUUAGUCAACUCCAGCACGAGCUCUACUAUGACUCAUCUUUAUUAGAUAAAAUGAGUGAUAAAACGAAAUAAUAAAACUAAUGUCGUUAAAAAAAUUUUCACAGAACUUAUAAGAUAAAUUCAGCACCUAAACAUACUGUGUUUAUCGAUAUUAUCUUAUUUUAAUAUAUUUCGUUAUAAUUAUUACUUUUACAUUUAUAGAACAAAAGUUAUUGAUAAAUUUUGAGAUACGAAAUAUUUAUAACAUGAAAUGUGAGUCGUAAUUUGUCGCGGUUAUUGUACUAUAACAACGCUUUAAUGUUAAAAUGUUAAUACGAAAGGUAUAUUAUUUAUAAAUAUAAAAAUAUAAAACUUAUGGUCUUUGAAUCGUGAUAAACUAUCUUUUUCAAUUGCGCUCAACACGGUAUAUGCAUUUAUACGACAAUAAAACUUUUUAUUUAAAAAAUUGAAUGGUGCAGCUACAGUAAUGACAUAGAAAAACAAGUUGAACACAAAAAUUUAAUCA